GACGGCGGGGGGCUCAAGGCCCCCUGGUGUCUACCGGACCUCAAGGAGGGGCAGGUGCGGGGGCAGUGCUGGACCCUUCAGUUCUGCUCCAGGUCCAUCCUGGUUCUGCCCCACUCCUGUUCGGGUUCUUGCCCCGUUCCUGUCCCGGGUACAUCUCAGCUGAACCCGGUGCUGUCCAGUGUCCAGCCUGCUUCUGCCCCGGUCCGGCGGCACCUGCGGUGGGGCCGCGCCGUGAGCUCAGCGCUGGCGGAGCGCCCGGCCUGGGGCUAUGAAAGGGACGGAGCCGCCCCGCUCCUCCGGCACUGCUGCACCCGCCGCCCGCCGUGCCUGGGACAAACUGAACCGAACCGAACUGGGAUCAUGAGCCUGGGGCUGCCACUACUGCUGCUGGUGUUGACACUGCAAAGGGUGCAGGGGGGGGUAGGACCCCCCCCUGGACCCCCACCUGGCUCCCCAGAGCUCCCUUGUGGGGCUGCAGCACUGGAGGCAGUGCUGGGGCGCCUGCGGGAGCUGGAAGGAGAAGUGCGGGCGCUGCAGGGGCAGUGCGGGGACAACGGGGGGCCCCAGGCCGGCACCGGGCGCACGGCAGCACGGGGACUGUGCAGCACCCCUGAGGCAGGGGGCUGCGGUGCUGGGUGCCGGCUGGGGGAGGGCGGGGGUGGCCUCCCCUGCCCCGAGCCCCGAUGCCCCCUCGACUGCAGUGACCAGGGCCGCUGCCGGGCUGGCCGCUGCCACUGCUUCGCCGGCUUCACUGGGCCAUCCUGUGCUACACCUGCCUGCCCCCCCGGCCGUGGUGGACCCCACUGCACCCUUGAGAUCCCCGCAGUGACACCACGCUUGACUGCACGCAACCAGACCUCCUUCCGUGUGAGCUGGCCUCGGCCGAGCAUGCCCGUGGAUGGCUACCAGGUGGCCCUCAUCCCCAUGGAUGAACCAGAAGCAAUGGCCACCCACGAACUGCCUGGCUCUGCUGUCACCUUCGAGGUGACAGGGCUGGUGCCUGGAAGUGCCUUUGAGCUCUUCAUCCAGGCCCAGCGGGACCAGCACCUCGGGAUGCCUGGCACCCUGCGCGUCCGCACCUUGAUUGCCCAGCCCCUGCCCACCCACGGGGGGCCCCUGGGGUCCCCUACAUUCCUGGCAUCUCCAGUGGCCCCAGCAUCACCAUCAGCCCGAGGGUCUCCAGCAUCCCCACGGUCCCCAGUGUCACCAGCAUCCCCAGGGUCACCAGGGUCCCUGGGAUCCCCGGCAUCACCAGUAUCACCGGAUGCAUCCCUGGUCUUACCAGGGUCCUUGGGGUCACCAGCAUCCCCAACAUCUCCAAGGUCACCGGGAUCCCCAGCAUCUCCAGGGUCCCCGAGGUCACCAGCAUCCCCGAGGUCUCCAGUGUCACCAGUGUCCCCGGCAUCACCAGCUUCCCCUGAAUCUUCAUGGUCACCAGUGUCCCCAAGGUCCCCAGAGGCACCAGCAUCCCCAGUAUCCCCAAGGUCACCUGCAUUUCCACAGUCCCCAACAUCACCAAAGUCCCCGGUCUCCCCAGCAUCUCCCAUGUCCCCAGUGCUCCCAGGUGUUCCAUCUCUGCAUGACCUGGGGGCUAAGCUCUCAUCCUAUAACGGGUCAUUGCUGCAGCGCCUGGAGAGCCACCUCCGGGCCACGGACUUCCCUCUCCGGGGUAACCAGACAGUACCUGCAGUGGCCCGAGCCAUCCUCUCCUACCUGCUUCGCCGCAGCCCAGCCUCGCUGCGCUACCAGUUCCUCCGCCACCUCCACCAAAGUCCCCACCCCAAGCCCCAGCUUAUGCCAGGGGCUGCCGGAGAGGCCCUUGUGGACCUGGAUGGGCUGCGGGGCCACUCAGAGACUGUGGUGAUCCGCUACCGGCCCCUGGGGGAGCCAGAGGGGGCCGAGGGGGAGCUGCGGGUGCCAGGGGACACAGCAGUGGCCCGGGUGCCAGGGCUGGUGCCAGGGGCCAUGUACCGGGUGGAGGUGCAUGGCGUGGUGCAGGGGCGUGUCUCCAAGUCCUACACAUCCCUGGUGACUGCAGGGGUAGGUGGCACCAGUGAGCCCCCGAUAGACUGGGAGCAUCUGUAUGAGAUGGAGCUGACUGAGCCUCAAGGUGCCAUGGCCAAAGCAGCCCCGUCAGAGGAGGAACCACCACACCGGCCUCGUUUGGGCGAGCUCACGGCCUCCCACGUGACACCCACCACUGUCCAGCUGGAAUGGAAUGUCCUUGAAGGCACUUUUGACUCCUUCACGGUGCAGUACAGGGAUGCACAAGGCCAGCCACAGGCACUUGCUGUGGACGGUGGGUCCCGCACAGUGACUGUUCCUGGGCUGUUGCCUUCCCGCCGCUACAAGUUCAAUCUGUACGGGGUGUGGGGGCGGAAACGUAUUGGUCUUAUCUCCACUGAUGCCAUCACAGCCCCAGCACUCCCAAAGGAGGACCUACCAUCCCAGCCACGUCUGGGUGAGCUCACAGCCUCCCAUGUAACCCCCGACUCCAUCCAGCUGGAAUGGAGCGUCCCCAAGGGCACCUUUGACUCCUUCGCAGUGCAGUACAGGGAUGCACAAGGCCAGCUGCAGGUACUGCCUGUGGAUGGUGGUUCCCGCACAGUGACUGUACCAGGGCUGUCACCGUCUCACCGCUACAAGUUCAAUCUGUAUGGAAUGUGGGGGCGGAAACGUGUGGGCCCCAUCUCCACUGAUGCUGUCACAGAUGCAGUCAUACCAGAGGAGCAACCACCAUCUGAGCCACGCUUGGGUGACCUCACUGCCUCCCACGUCACCCCUGACUCAGUCCAACUGGAAUGGAGCAUCCCCGAGGCCACCUUUGACUCCUUCGUGGUGCAGUACAGGGAUGAGCAAGGUCAGCCACAGCUUCUGCCCGUGGAUGGAGAUUCCCGCACAGUGAUUGUGCCAGGGCUGUCACCAUCGCGUCGCUACAAGUUCAACCUGUAUGGGAUGUGGGGACGGAAACGUGUGGGCCCCAUCUCCACUGAUGCUGUCACAGCUGAAGUCAAGCCGAAAAAGAAACCACCAUCUGAGCCACGCCUGGGCGAGCUCACAGCCUCCCACAUCACCCCCAGUUCUGUCCAGUUGGAAUGGAGCAUCGCAGAAGGCACCUUUGACUCUUUCACAGUGCAGUACAAGGAUGUGCAAGGCCUGCCACAGGUGCUGCCUGUGGAUGGUAGUUCCCGUACAGUGACUGUGCCAGGGCUGUCACCAUCGCGCCGCUACAAGUUCAACCUAUAUGGGAUGUGGGGGCGGAAACGUGUGGGCCCCAUCUCCACUGAUGCCAUCACAGCUACAUUCGAACUGGAAAAUAAACCAUCUGAACCACACCUGGGGGAGCUUACAGCCUCCCACAUCACCCCUGACUCCAUCCAGCUAGAAUGGAGUGUCCCUGAGGGCACCUUUGACUCCUUUGUGGUGCAGUACAAGGAUGCACAAGGCCAGCAACAGGUGCUGCCUGUGGAUGGAGAUUCCCGCACAGUGACCGUGCCAGGGCUGUCACCAUCGCGCCGCUACAAGUUCAACCUGUAUGGGAUGUGGGGGCGGAAACGUGUGGGCCCCAUCUCCACUGAUGCUGUCACAGCUGCAGUAAAGCCGGAAAAGGAACCACUAUCCGAGCCAAGUCUGGGCGACCUCACAACCUCCCACAUCACCCCUGACUCAGUCCAGCUAGAAUGGAGCAUCCCUGAGGGCUCCUUUGACUCCUUUGUGGUGCAGUACAAGGAUGCACAGGGGCAGCCACAGGUGCUGCCUGUGGACAGAGAUUCCCGCACAGUGACCGUGCCAGGGCUGUCGCCAUCCCGCCGCUACAAGUUCAACCUGUAUGGGAUAUGGGGGCGAAAACGUGUGGGCCCUGUCUCCACUGAUGCUGUCACAGCUGCAGUAGAGCCAGAAAAGGAACCACUAUCCGAGCCACGUCUAGGGGAAUUCACUGCCUCCCACGUCACCCCUGACUCAGUCCAGCUGGAAUGGAGUGUCCCCGAGGGCACCUUUGACUCCUUCAUGGUGCAGUACAAGGAUGCACAAGGCCAGCCACAGGUUCUGCCUGUGGAAGGAGAUUCCCGCACAGUGACCGUGCCAGGGCUGUCGCCAUCUCGCCGCUACAAGUUCAACCUAUAUGGGAUGUGGGGACGGAAACGUGUGGGCCCCGUCUCCACUGAUGCUGUCACAGCUGCAGUAGAGCCGGUAAAGGAACCACCAUCUGAACCACGCCUGGGUGACCUCACAGCCUCCCAUGUCACUCCUGACUCAGUCCAGCUAGAAUGGAGUGUCCCUGAGGGCACCUUUGACUCCUUCGUGGUGCAGUACAAGGAUGCACAAGGGCAGCCACAGGUGCUGCCUGUGGACGGAGAUUCCCGCACAGUGACCGUGCCAGGGCUGUCACCAUCUCGCCGCUACAAGUUCAACCUGUAUGGGAUGUGGGGGCGGAAACGCCUGGGCCCUGUCUCCACUGACACCGUCACAGCUGCAGUCCAGCCAGAAGAGGAACGACCGUCCGAACCAAAGCUGAGGGAACUCAUUGCCUCCCACAUCACUCCUGACUCAGUCCAGCUGGAAUGGAGUGUCCCCGAAGGCACCUUUGACUCCUUCACAGUGCAGUACAAGGAUGCACAAGGCCAGCCACAGGUGCUGCCCGUGGAUGGAGGUUCCCGCACAGUGACUGUGCCAGGACUGUCACCAUCGCGCCGCUACAAGUUCAACCUGUAUGGGAUGUGGGGGCGGAAACGUGUGGGCCCCAUCUCCACUGAUGCUGUCACAGCUGCAGUAGAGCUGGAAAAAGAACCACCAUCAGAACCACGUCUGGGCGACCUCACAGCCUCCCAUGUCACUCCUGACUCAGUCCAGCUGGAGUGGAGCGUCCCUGAGGGCACCUUUGACUCCUUCACGGUGCAGUACAAGGAUGCACAAGGCCAACCGCAGGUGCUGCCUGUGGAUGGUGUUUCCCACAUAGUGACUGUGCCAGGGCUGUCACCAUCCCGUCGCUACAAGUUCAACCUGUAUGGGAUGUGGGGGCGGAAACGUGUGGGCCCCAUCUCCACGGAUGCUGUCACAGCUGCAGUCCAGCCAGAAGAGGAACGACCAUCCGAACCAAAGCUGGGGGAACUCAUCGCCUCCCACAUCACUCCUGACUCAGUCCAGCUAGAAUGGAGCGUCCCUGAGGGCACAUUUGACUCCUUUGUUGUGCAGUACAAGGAUGCACAAGGCCAGCAACAGGUGCUGCCUGUGGAUGGAGAUUCCCGCACAGUGACCGUGCCAGGGCUGUCACCAUCUCACCGCUACAAGUUCAACCUGUAUGGGAUGUGGGGGCGGAAACGUCUGGGCCCCAUCUCCACUGAUGCUGUCACAGAUGCAGUGCAGGUGGAAAAGGAACCACCAUCAGAGCCACACAUGGGGGAGCUCACAGCCUCCCACAUAACGCCCAACUCAAUCCAGCUGGAAUGGAGCAUCCCCGAGGGCACCUUUGACUCUUUCACACUGCAGUACAGGGAUGCUCAAGGCCAGCCACAGGUGCUGCCAGUGGACGGAGGUUCCCGCACAGUGACUGUGUCUGGGUUGACACCAUCCCAUGGCUACCAAUUCAACCUGUAUGGGAUGUGGGGGCAGAAACCUCUGGGCCCCAUCUCCACUGAUGCUGUCACAGCAGCUGCAGUCGAGCCAGAAAAGGAACCACCAUCUGAGCCACGCUUGGGUGACCUCGUGGCCUCCCACAUCACUCCCAACUCGGUCCAGCUGGAAUGGAGCAUCCCAGAGGGCACCUUUGACUCCUUUGUGGUGCAGUACAAGGAUGAACAAGGGCAGCCACAGGUGCUGCCCGUGGACGGAGAUUCCCGCACAGUGACUGUGCCAGGGCUGUCACCAUCACACCACUACAAGUUCAACCUGUAUGGGAUGUGGGAGCAGAAACGCGUGGGGCCUGUUUCCACUGAUGCUGUCACAGUUGAGCAUGAAAAACAACCACCAUCUGUACCACGCCUGGGCGAGCUGACAGCCUCCCAUGUCACCCCUGACUCAGUCCAGCUGGAAUGGAGCAUCCCCGAGGGCACCUUUGACUCCUUUGUGGUGCAGUACAAGGAUGCACAAGGCCAGCCACAGGUGCUGCCCGUGGAUGGUGGGUCUCACACAGUGACUGUGCCAGGACUGUCACCAUCGCGUCGCUACAAGUUUAACCUGUAUGGGAUGUGGGGGCGGAAACGUGUGGGCCCCAUCUCCACUGAUGCUGUCACAGCAGCAGUUGUGCUAGAUAAGGAACCACCAUCUGAGCCACGCCUGGGUGACCUCACAGCCUCCCACGUCACCCCUGACUCAGUCCAGCUGGAAUGGAGCGUCCCUGAAGGCACCUUUGACUCCUUCACAGUGCAGUACAAGGAUGCCCAAGGCCAGCCACAGGUGCUGCCUGUGGACAGAGAUUCCCGCACAGUAACCGUGCCAGGGCUGUCACCAUCUCACCGCUACAAGUUCAACCUGUAUGGGAUGUGGGGGCGGAAACGUCUGGGCCCUGUCUCCACUGCCGCUGUCACAGCUGCACUUGAGACCAAAAAGGAACCAGCAUCCAAGCCACAGCUGGGGGAACUCACUGCAUCCCACGUCACCCCUGACUCAGUCCAGCUAGAAUGGAGCGUCCCUGAGGGCACCUUUGAUUCCUUUGUGGUGCAGUACAAGGAUGCACAAGGCCAGCCACAGGUGCUGCCUGUGGAUGGAGAUUCCCGCACAGUGACCGUGCCAGGGCUGUCACCAUCUCGCCGCUACAAGUUCAACCUGUAUGGGAUGUGGGGGCGGAAACGCCUGGGCCCUGUCUCCACUGACACCGUCACAGCUGCAGUCCAGCCAGAAGAAGAACGACCAUCCGAACCAAAGCUGGGGGAACUCAUCGCCUCCCACGUCACCCCUGACUCUGUCCAACUGGAAUGGAGCAUCCCCGAGGGCACCUUUGACUCCUUUGUGGUGCAGUACAAGGAUGCACAAGGCCAGCCACAGAUGCUGCCCGUGGAUGGAGAUUCCCGCACAGUGACCGUGCCAGGGCUGUCACCAUCUCACCGCUACAAGUUCAACCUGUAUGGGAUGUGGGGGCGGAAACGUGUGGGCCCCAUCUCCACUGAUGCUGUCACAGCUGCAGUUGAAACAGAAAAGGAACCACCAUCCGAGCCACAGCUGGGGGAACUUACAGCCUCCCACGUCACCCCUGACUCCAUCCAGCUAGAAUGGAGUGUCCCCGAGGGCACCUUUGACUCCUUCAUGGUGCAGUACAAGGAUGCCCAAGACCAGCCACAGGUGCUGCCCGUGGAUGGAGAUUCCCGCACAGUGACCGUGCCAGGGCUUUCACCAUCCCGCCGCUACGAGUUCAACCUGUAUGGGAUGUGGGGGCGGAAACGUGUGGGCCCCAUCUCCACUGAUGCCAUCACAGCUGCAGUGGAGUCGGAAGAGGAACUGCCAUCAGAGCCACGACUGGGCGAGCUCACUGUGUCCCAUGUCACCCCUGACUCCAUCCAGCUGGAAUGGAGCGUCCCCGAGGGCACCUUUGACUCCUUCGUGGUGCAGUACAUGGAUACACAAGGCCAGCCACAGGUUCUUCCUGUGGAUGGUGGUUCCCACACAGUGACUGUGCCAGGGCUGUCACCAUCCCACCCUUACAAGUUCAACCUGUAUGGGAUGUGGGGGCAGAAACGUCUGGGCCCCAUCUCCAUUGAUGCUGUCACAGCCCCACCUCCAGCAGAGGAGGAACCACCAUCCCAGCCCCGUCUUGGCGAGCUCACAGCCUCCCACGUCACACCAGACUCCAUCCAGCUGGAAUGGAGCGUCCCCGAGGGCACCUUUGACUCCUUCACGGUGCAGUACAAGGAUGCACAAGGCCAGCCACAGGUGCUGCCUGUGGAUGGAGAUUCCCGCACAGUGACCGUGCCAGGGCUGUCGCCAUCGCGCCGCUACAAGUUCAACCUGUAUGGGAUGUGGGGGCGGAAACGUGUGGGCCCCAUCUCCACUGAUGCUGUGACAGCUGCAGUCAAAACGGAGGAGGAACCACCAUCCCAGCCACGCCUGGGCGAGCUCACGGUCUCCCACAUCACUCCCAGCUCUGUUCAGCUGGAGUGGAGUGUCCCCGAGGGCACCUUUGACUCUUUCACACUGCAGUACAGGGAUGUGCAAGGCCAGCCACAUGCGCUACGUGUGGAUGGAGAUUCCCGCACAGUGACUGUGCCUGGGCUGUUGCCAUCUCACCGCUACAAGUUCAACUUGUAUGGGAUGUGGGGGCGGAAACGUCUGGGCCCUAUCUCCACUGAUGCUGUCACAGCACUAGUCAAGUCAGAAGUAGAACCACCAUCCCAGCCAUACCUGGGUGAACUCACAGCUUCCCAUGUCACCCGUGACUCCGUCCAGCUGGAAUGGAGUGUCCCCGAGGGGAAAUUUGACUCCUUCAAAGUGCAGUACAAGGAUGAACAAGACCAGCUGCAGGUGCUGCCUGUGGAUGGAGAUUCCCGCACAGUGACCGUGCCAGGGCUGUCACCAUCUCACCACUACAAGUUCAACCUGUAUGGGAUGUGGGGGCAGAAACGUCUGGGCCCCAUUUCCACUGACACUGUCACAGCUGCGGAUGAACUAGAAAAGGAACCAGCAUCCGAGCCACGCCUGGGAGACCUCACAGCCUCUCACAUCACCCCUGACUCCGUCCAGCUGGAAUGGAGUGUCCCCGAGGGCACCUUUGAUUCCUUUGUGGUGCAGUACAGGGACACACAAGACCAACUGCAGGUGCUGCCUGUGGAUGGUGGAUCCCAUACAGUGACUGUGCCCGGGCUGUCUCCAUCCCAACGCUACACAUUCAUCGUAUACGGGAUGUGGGGGCAGAAACGUCUGGGCCCCAUCUCCAUUGAUGCUGUCACAGCCCCACCUCCAGCAGAGGAGGAACCACCAUCCCAGCCCCGUCUUGGCGAGCUCACUGCCUCCCACAUCACCCCUGACUCCGUCCAGCUGGAAUGGAGCGUCCCCGAGGGCACCUUUGACUCCUUCACGGUGCAGUACAAGGAUGCACAAGGCCAGCCACAGGUGCUGCCUGUGGAUGGUGCGUCUCGCACAGUGACUGUGCCAGGGCUGUCACCAUCGCGCCGCUACAAGUUCAACCUGUAUGGGAUGUGGGGGCGGAAACGUGUGGGCCCCAUCUCCACUGAUGCUGUCACAGGUGCCCCAGGGACCCUGUGGGUGGGGUCCCUGUGGCCCCGCAGUGCUCGCCUGCACUGGGCGCCCCCCCAAGUCCCUCCUGAUGGCUACAUCCUUGUCUACGGCCCCCCUGGUGGCCCCCUGCAGACGCUGCAGCUGCCCCCUGAGGCAACAUCGAAGGAGCUGUGGGGCCUGGAGCCCAUGGGCCACUACUGGGUGCAGUUGCAGAGCCAGGGGCUGGAGCCGGCCCCCGUGCCCCUCGAGGCCACCUUCGACACCCCGCCCCUACUCCACCCGUACCCCCGGGACUGCGUUGAGGAGCAGCUAAACGGACCAAGGCCUUCACGCGAAGCCCUCAUCUUCCUCGGAGGGGACCGACAGCGGCCCCUGCGUGUCUUCUGCGACAUGGAGACCGAUGGCGGUGGCUGGCUGGUGUUCCAGCGACGCAUGAAUGGGGCCACUGAUUUCUGGCGGGGAUGGGAAGAGUACACCCACGGCUUUGGCAACGUCUCCCAGGAGUUCUGGCUUGGGAACGAGGCGCUGCACGCGUUGACGGCGGCUGGCCCCACGGAGCUGCGGGUGGACCUACGGACGCCGCUGGACGCCGCCUUUGCCCACUACCGCGACUUCGCUGUUGCUGGCCCCGAGGAGCACUACCGCCUCCACCUUGGCGCCUACAGCGGCACCGCCGGGGACGCAAUGUCCUACCACGCUGGCAGCCCCUUCUCAACGCGGGACCGUGACCCCCGGCGCCGCCCCCGGCCCUGCGCCGUCGCCUACACAGGGGCCUGGUGGUACCGCAACUGCCACUACGCCAACCUCAAUGGGCGCUAUGGUACCCCCUACGACCAUCAGGGCAUCAACUGGUUUCCCUGGAAAGGUUUCGAGUUCUCCAUCCCCUUCACGGAGAUGAAGCUGCGGCCACAGCAUGACUGAGAGCACCCAGAGAGGAGGCAGGGCUGCCAGGGGCAGUGGUGAUGAAGCCUUUAUGGGGUCAAUAAAAGCUGCGAGCAACCAGCAAGCAA
Messenger RNA from Anas platyrhynchos (mallard), 10175 nucleotides. Lineage: Eukaryota; Metazoa; Chordata; Aves; Anseriformes; Anatidae. The record is from RefSeq and is a predicted model, not a curated record.